UAUGGUAUAAUACGUGUCCGUUUGUUCCGAUAAGUUUUAUUCCUUCCGAAUGUUUCCGCAUGGGGGCCUCAAUUCAAAUUAGCACCUAGUAGCUGCUCCUGUUGCCAGGUAUAAGUUUCUAACCUACGAAAUCUUAACAAUGAUUGUUUUCAACUGUACGCACUUUUACGCUCUCUAACUUUUUGGUAUGUGAAUUCAAACAUUUUUAUUAGGCUGUUCAAUUACGGCAUCAAAUAACUGACAGAUGUUUAUAAACUCUCGGCACGAUUUUACGAAAGCUGCGUAGGUUGUUGAUUCUGCUUGAGGCGACCCUGUAGAGAAAACUUGGCCUAGAGAAAACGAAUCCGUUUCACUAGUUUGUUAGACUGGCUCAAAUAUAAUUUUUUUUUGUUUUUGUAGUAAAUGUUAAACUUUCACGAGAGUAGUUACAUUAUCACUAUCAGAUAUCACCUUUUAUAGAUCCUAAUGAGACAAACGCCUUCAGAGGGUGAUAAUGCUAAAACCGAAAAGUAAGCUUAACUAAAACCGAUUGAUCCUGGAGCAUGGUUGGAAUAGUUUUUUCAAAAUAAAAUAUAACUAGUAUGUAACCCCGGAAAAUCGGGUGGGCUUUUUUCCCACGGAAAGUAAACAGCAUAUGUGACACUUUUAUGUAUUAAAAGUUAUGAGGAUUAGAAAACUGUAUAUUUUUAUUCAUAUGUAAUAUGUAAGAACUUAUGCAUAUAACAUUUUUUGUCUCUCUCUCCUCAUUUUUUAAAACUAUUUAAAAUUUUGAAUUUUGCAAAAAGGAUCAAACGCACACAAUAUUUUUAAAUACAUACUACAUACGUUUAUAUAUUGUAAUUCAAUUGUACCAUAUAUGAACGAAAACAAAAGUAGAUGCUUCUACCAAUCAUAUCCAAUACGUGACGUUUCAAACAUUUAUCACUUACUUACCUGCUCUAUUCCUCCACUUAAAGUAGGAACUCUUCUUGGUCGUCCUCUAGGCACAUUUUAAAAUUAAAUAUGGAUGUACUUUUUUCUUAAAAUAAAUUCUAUAUUGCCUCUGUCCAAAACUCUUUCUAAUUUGCACUGUUACCGUUGUUUUAAGUGAAUUGACAAAUUUCAAGUCAAUUGUCAAUUCAUACCAAUUAUUGCCAUCACAACAAAAUUUUGAAAAAAAAUUCGCAGCACCCGUUAGAACUAUGUUCAUGAAUACAUAUUUAUUAGUAAAGAGAACAAAACAAAACAAUUAAAGAGUUCUUUGCCUAUACAAUGCUGUGCUCAUUAGAAAGAGAGCUAAACAAAGCAAACGUACUCAUAUACAUAUAUGAGUAUAUUUGUGUGUCAAAUCGCUUUGCAUAGACAUCGCUGUUAUCAAUAUGAAAAUUUUGCUAACUUUACACGCAAAUAUUACAUGAACAAAUUAACCAAUUUUAAUUUUUAUAAUUUUCCGGAAAUAUGCUCAUCAAAACCUUUCUUUUGAUAUAUAUUUCAUAUCUGUACAUAUUGUAGUUUAGUCAGAAUAAGGGCCAUGUUUUAAAAUAAUACUAUAGAUGAAAAUAAUUCAGAAGGUGUGGCUAACAUCAGGAAUCAGCUGGUUUGCUUACGUAACAGAAUAUGUGUCAGCGGUUUGUUUAUUACAAAAUGAAAAUUGUGUUGAUGAUAUAAGAAACAAUUAACGCAGCCCUUGCUCAUGUGACUUCGUUGCGGUCUGCGUAAAUAACUGUGGAUUUUGCUGUCGAAUCUCCGAUGGCAGAGCAACCGAAGUUAUUCUCAAUUUUACUUCGAAUAGCCAAACAUUGUAGUUCAUCAUCCUUGGCGGCAAUGCGUUCGACUGGCACGUUAAAGAAAGCGCAGGAGGAUGUCACAAUGAAUGUAUUGAUACGUGCCGUCGCAUGUGUGCAUGAUUUCUUCUGUAUUUUUGGGACGACACUUGGGAAGACGAAAUCUUGCAUACUACCUUCAUUGCUAUUGUGCCGGACUUACCGUAAGUGGAGAGUUGCUGACUUUUGUUCGUUCCUAUACAAAUACAGGCAAUCCAGGUGCCAGUCAAAUGCAUUGUCGCAACGGACUCAUUUUGGCAGGCCUAUUAAGCAGCAUUAACCUGAAGAGAUUGUUUAGGCGAUUAAACAUUGGUCAAUGAAAAUUGCUGGUGCAUAGGGUGAUUGAAUAAAUUGUCUGGCGAAAAAAGUUUUGUCGCUCGUGUAAAUGCUGUAGGUGAACAACUUGUCAAUCGAUUCUCGCCCGUCAUGUGAAAGCUGUCUGAUGGUCUCUGUGCGGUAGCAAUGGAUUUUCCUGCAGGGGAAAUGAACUAAGAUUAACAUAACUAUUUGACGACGGCGAAUAUAUCGCCGUUUCGCGUUCUGUUCCGCUAUAGUAAUUGAAAGUUUGUAUGUUUGUUGAUUAUAAUUAUAAUGUUCUCAUAUUAUUAACUUGUAUAGAAGUACAUGUAUACAAAUAUCUUAUAUGCAUACAUAUAUACUUGCAUAUGCAAGAGAAUGAUGGUUUAUAAAGGAGCGCACAAUUGGAAGAGAAAUUAAUUUUAUAAAUUUUGUCGCUCAGAACGGACGUGUUAGGAGGCUCGUUUUCUAACAUUGCACAUAUUUAAGCAAUAGAAACGGCGAAAUGACAACAAAGUUUAUUAUCAACGACCGAUUAUACACUUUUAAGUUAUCCAAUCUUCCAUCGGACAUUACUUUGAACACCUUUAUCCGAGAGCAUGCGGGACUAUCAGGUACUAAAUUUAUGUGUCAAGAAGGCGGAUGCGGAGUAUGCGUUUGCGUGGUUACGGGUAAACACCCAGUUACUGGCGAUGUGCACACUUGGGCCGUCAACUCAUGUUUGACAUUACUGAACACUUGUGCAGAUUGGGAGAUAACCACUAUUGAGGGGAUUGGGAGCAAACGUAUGGGCUAUCACCCGAUUCAAAAACGUUUGGCUAAGAUGAACGGCACUCAAUGUGGUUUUUGCUCGCCAGGUUUUGUUAUGAAUAUGUAUGGGUUACUGAAAUCUAAGGGAGACAAAGUUACCAUGGAGGAGGUGGAGAAUUCUUUUGGUGGCAACAUUUGUCGAUGCACUGGAUACCGUCCCAUAUUAGAUGCCAUGAAAUCUUUUGCAAUCGACAGUACUAUCGAAAUUCCUGAAGAGUGCUUUGACAUUGAAGACCUCAGGACUAAAACAUGCCCCAAGACUGAGACUUCAUGUAACAGAUCUUGCAUCAGCCUGACAAAGCGGCCGCCAAUGAAAUAUGAGGAUGGUAGCCAAUGGUUCUGGCCGAAAUCAUUAUCUGACGUUUUCUGUGCUAUAGAGCAAUCGAAAGGUUGCAAGUAUAUGCUGGUGGCCGGUAAUACUGCUCACGGCGUCUUUCACCGCGAAUAUACUAUUAAAACAUUUAUCGGCGUGAAUGGAGUACCUGAACUGUGCCAAUAUAGUAUUACUCCAAAUGCCGUAACCUUAGGUGGCAAUUUAAGUUUAUCCCAGACAAUGGAAAUAUUUCAAGAGGCAGCCAAAUAUAAUGGCUUUGAGUACUCUAAACAACUUUGGAACCAUUUCGAUUUAAUUGCAAAUGUACCUGUUCGCAAUAUGGGCACCUUGGCUGGUAACCUAAUGAUGAAAUACUACCACAACAGCUUCCCCUCUGAUAUUUUUGUUCUUUUUGAAGCAUUAAAUGCUCAAGUGAUAGUCCAAGAAAGCGCGACAAAAGAGAAGACAGUAACGAUCACAGAGUUUUUGAAAACUCCAAUAAAGGGUAAAGUUAUUAGAGCAUUCAUUCUUCCACCAUAUUCGUUAAAGAGAUAUAUAUUUGAUUCCUACAAGGUUAUGAUCAGGGCACAAAAUGCGCAUGCUUAUGUUAAUGCUGCGUUUCUCAUAAAUAUUGAGAGACCAAGCUUCAGAGUAAAAUCUGCCCGCAUCUGUUUUGGUGGCAUAAAUCCUGACUUCAUCCACGCAACUGAAAUCGAAAAAAUACUAGAAGGAAAACAAUUAUAUGAUCCAGAAGUUGUAAGACGGAUUUUUGUGGCAGCCAGAAAUCACAUCGUUGCUGAUGCAGUUUUACCUGAUGCUUCGCCCGACUAUAGGCAGAAACUAGCUUGUGGGCUACUCUAUAAAACCAUUUUGAAAAAUACACCAGACAGCACAAUUCCAGCAAAGCUACGUAGUGGAGCAGAGAUUCUGAAGCGUCCAGUAUCAUCAGGUAGACAAGUAUACGAAAGAAUAGAAGAUGAUUCACCUGUACACCAAGCAAUUGAAAAAUACGAAGGUGUAAUGCAGACAGCAGGGGAAGCCACUUAUGCCAAUGAUGUACCCGUUCAGCCACACCAGUUGUGGGCAGCUUUCGUUACGGCCAAGAAAGUAGGAGCUACGGUAGUUGACAUUGACACCUCAGAAGCAUUCAAACUACCUGGAGUUGUUGACUUUCUAACUACUAAAGAUAUACCUGGAAAAAAUACGGUUUGUGGAAACGAGCCCAUGUUCUUUAAAGAGAAUGAGGAACUAUUUGCUAGUGGUGCCACAAAAUUUUACAAUCAACCAAUAGGUGUAAUAGUGGCUGACUCUAAUGCCACUGCCAAUGCGGCUGUUAAACUAGUGAAGCUCACUUAUGCUGGCAAAGCAGACGAAGUUUUCCCCACACUUCAUGAUGUUCUGAACAGUGCUUGCUCAGAUAGAAUUAACCAUACUAUUAAGUCCCUCAUCGAAAAUCUAAAAAUUGAAGACGAUUAUGAUGUACAUGGUUCGGGAAAAUUAGAUUUGGGCUUGCAGUACCACUACUUCAUGGAACCACAUACUUCCGUAGUAAUUCCGUUUGAAGGUGGAUUGGAAGUGUAUGCCGCCACUCAGUGGAUGGACCUGCUCCAAGGAGCUCUUACAGAGUUGCUGGGAAUGAAAACUAAUGAAGUUCAAGUUAAGGUACGGCGAUUGGGUGGUGGCUAUGGUGGCAAGGCGACCCGGAGUCUUCCAGCUGCUUGCGCCGCCGCAUUGGCUGCCUUUAAGCUUAACCGUCCGGUACGUUUUGUCCAAUCUAUAGAAUCGAUGAUGAAUGUUCUUGGAAAACGAUGGGCUUUCCAUUCAGAUUACGACUUCUACGUUAAAAGUACGGGAAAAAUUGUAGCACUGCGUAAUGCAUUUUACGAAGAUGCAGGCUGUCUUCCUAACGAAUCUCCAAUGGGUCACACAGUUUUGCUCGGUAAAAAUUGCUAUGAAUUUAGUGAUAACUACAAGUUGGAUGGUUACAUGGUCAUAACUGAUUCGCCUAGCAAUACACCCUGCCGUGCACCUGGUUCAGUUGAGGGAAUUGCCAUGAUCGAAAAUAUUCUCGAACAGAUAUCUUUUGAUACUGGAUUAGAUCCAGUGGAUGUUCGUACUGCUAACUUAAUUCCUGGACAUAAAAUGGGUAAAAUUUUGGCACACUUUGUGGAAUCAACAAAUUACAAAAUACGAAAGCAGGAAGUCAAAAUUUUCAAUGUACAUAAUCGCUGGUGUAAGAAGGGCCUUGGUAUUGCUAUCAUGGAGUAUCAUAUUGGGUACUUUGGACAGUUUCCGGCUACGUUAGCCAUCUAUCACGGCGAUGGAACCGUGAUUAUUUCACACGGUGGUAUUGAAAUGGGUCAAGGAAUGAACACCAAGGUCGCCCAGCUGGCGUCUUAUGAGUUGGGUAUACCAUUAAAUAUGAUUCGAUUUGAGGGUAGCAAUACUAUUAAUGGCGCAAAUAGCAUGGUAACUGGAGGCUCAAUCGGCAGUGAAACACUCUGCUACGCGGUGCGGAAAUGUUGCAACACAAUUAACGAACGACUCAAGCCAGUGCGGGAAUCCUUAAAAAAUCCGACAUGGCUCGAAAUUAUACAGACAGCUUACAGUCAACACAUUAGUCUGAUUGUAAACGAUGAUUGCAAACCAAAUGAUAUGGAUCCAUAUACAGUGUGUGCUCUAGGUCUUGUGGAGGUGGAAGUCGACAUUCUGACCGGCAAUUAUCAACUACCGCGCGUAGAUAUAUUGGAGGAUGCUGGAGAGAGUUUAAAUCCAAAUGUGGAUAUCGGACAAAUUGAGGGAGCAUUUAUGAUGGGCCUCGGCUAUUGGACUUCAGAAGAAAUAGUUGUUGAUAGAAAUACUGGUGAGCUCAAAACUAACCGUACAUGGAAUUACAAACCACCUGGUGCUAAAGACAUACCAAUCGAUUUCCGCAUUGAAAUGUUGCCACGCAGCCCAAAUGCGGCUGGGUUUAUGCGUUCCAAGGCUACUGGUGAGCCAGCUAUAUGUUUAGGAAUAGCUGUGGGCUUUGCUCUGCAGGAGGCUUUACAAUCUGCUCGCUCUGAUGCUGGGAUACCAAAUAAAUGGAUUGCGCUAAGCGCACCGAUGACACCCGAACGUGUGUUGCUACAGUCAGGUACUGAUUGUAGCAUGUUCCAGCUCAAGUAAAGAGAAAUCACGUUCAAACAGAAUAUGAAUCCAGAAACUCACUAUUGAUGUAUCAGUUUAAAAUAUUUUCAUAUGAUCUACUAUUAACCACAAAUAGUUAAUAUCAAAUAAAUAACUUUUUUUGAGAUAAAA
This is a messenger RNA of Anastrepha obliqua, 6522 nucleotides long. It is a transcript of the gene AOX1, whose product is annotated as xanthine dehydrogenase. Gene Ontology annotation, molecular function: FAD binding; oxidoreductase activity; 2 iron, 2 sulfur cluster binding. The transcript has 8 exons. NCBI's taxonomy places the organism in Eukaryota, Metazoa, Arthropoda, Insecta, Diptera, Tephritidae. The coding region runs from base 2605 to 6390 and encodes 1261 amino acids. The record is from RefSeq and is a predicted model, not a curated record.